This is a messenger RNA of Telopea speciosissima, 2034 nucleotides long. RefSeq lists its product as uncharacterized. The coding region runs from base 332 to 1795 and encodes 487 amino acids. NCBI's taxonomy places the organism in Eukaryota, Viridiplantae, Streptophyta, Magnoliopsida, Proteales, Proteaceae. The transcript has a single exon. The record is from RefSeq and is a predicted model, not a curated record.
GUGAACCAGUGAGUGACUUGAGUAGAAAUUGAAGGAAUGGCUACAGCUAUGGGACCGGUUAAACAGCGUCAGAGUCUCCACCUCCUCCUCGGCUUCUCCUUGUCUGCUCCCACCAUUUACCUUAUCUCCAUCUCAUUAAAUCAACCCAUCACCUCACCUUCAGGCUUUACUUUGGAUUUAUAUAUAAAACCUUCUCUACAUUCUUGCUUCCCUGUUAUGCUAUGCUCUGCUUUGUUUUGCUGUCUCUCUCCCUCCCUUGAAAACCCAGAUCCAAUUCUAUUAGCUCUGCGAAUCCCAUUAGAUCUAAAGGACAGAAAACCCAAUUUCCCAAAUGGCUUCACUUCAGUAUUUCAGCUUCAGAAAGUUGUUUCUUCUUUACCUUGUUUCUUUCCUCUUCUCCAGCGUUCUAGUUUGUGCCUUAUCAGAAACUGAUUCCCAAAGCAAAAGGUUUCUGGGUAGAAGGCAAAUGUUAGAGAUGGUGGAGGAGGAUGAAGAAGACAAGCCUAAGAAGAAGACCAAUCCCAACCUAUCCACCAAAAGCCAAACCAAACUUAUCAAACCACCCAAGCCUUCCACGAAUUCAACCAAAAAGACAGCAGGAACAUCCACAGAAACCAUUACCCUCACCAAGACCCAACGCAAGAAGCUCAAUUCCACCUCAAGCAGCUCAAAUUCCACCAAACCCAAUUCAGCUUCCCUCAAGAAAAAUUCAGAUCUGCUCAAAUCCUCUCUGCCCAAAAACAAAACUUCCCAACUUAUUGUCACCAAGAAAUCCCAAACGCUCACAGAGAAGAAAUCCAGUGAAGCUAAAUCCAAAAGCCAAGACAGCAAGUUGCAGUCGGGCGAGUCUAAAUCCAAAACCUCAGACAAGAAGCAAUCAAGUACUAUUGAGUCCAAAUCUGGAAGUUCUUCUUCAAAGAAGCAAUCCAGUACUGAGCCCAAAUCCAAAAGCUCUUCUUCUUCUUCAAAGGAGCAAUCCAGUGAAUCUAAAUUCAAGAGCCCAGACAAGAAGCAGUUGACAGAGGAAAAGAGCCAGCAGCAGAAGAAGAGCCAGAAACCAACGAGGCCCUAUUGGAUGGAUCAAGACGAGGACGAAGAUUUAGUCUCAGAAUUCAGAGACCUUCCCUCAAAAUUCCAUCAGCAAUUGAUACCAGAUCUGCAGAGGAUCUCAACAAAUUCCAGAGCUUAUCUCGCCAAAGCAAACAAGGAAAUCACACAAGGGUUUAAACCUUUGGUGGGCAACAAAUACGCACCCACAAUUGCUUCCAUACUGUCCUGUAUCUUCAUUAUAGUCCCUCUCCUCCUCGUUUCACUUAUCUUCAAUCGAAUCAAAGCUUAUUUCUCUCUCCAGAAGUUACUGAUCUUCAUUCAAGUCUACUUAUCGAUCUACUUCACGAUUCUAUCACUAUCUUCUCUGGUGACGGGGUUGGAGCCAUUGAAGUUCUUCUACGCGACCUCGCAGUCGAGCUAUGUGUGCUUGCAGGUGAUGCAGACGCUUGGGUACGUAUUGUAUCUGCUGCUGCUGUUGAUGUACCUAGUGUUAGUGUUCUCGACAGAGAAUGGAUUGGGCAUGAAGUUGCUGGGCCUGGGCCAGACAAUGGUGGGUCUAGCAGUGGGCUUGCAUUACUACGCGACGGUAUUUCACAGGGCGGUGCUGCAUCAACCGCCCAAGACCAACUGGAAAGUUCACGGAAUCUAUGCUGUUUGUUUUCUCGUGAUCUGUUUAUUUUCCAACGCCGAGAGGAGGAAGAAGGCUUACCUACACGACGGUGGUGAGGAAGGAAAGAAAAGCUGAGAAAGAUUUCUUUUUUAUUUUGUUUUCUGAGAAAUGGAAAGGGGAAAUUUCAACUUCGUUUUCUCGGGGUUCAAGCAUCAGCCAAAGGCCAGCAGUCCCGGAGGAACUAGGAAUAAUAAACAAGCGAGAAAUUCUCUUUUUAUCCCAAUUUAAAUCUUUUAUUAGUAUAUUACUUUCUUUAUUUUAUGUAUGAAAUUUCUUAGCAAAAAUCAAUAAAUAUUGACUGAUUCAAUCAAAUU